Molecule: messenger RNA, 1602 nt
Organism: Verticillium alfalfae VaMs.102
Lineage: Eukaryota; Fungi; Ascomycota; Sordariomycetes; Glomerellales; Plectosphaerellaceae
Exons: 5
Coding region: 1-1602 (533 amino acids)
Molecular function (GO): protein binding
Source: RefSeq, a predicted model, not a curated record
AUGCAUACCCGAGUAUUGUCAUCCCUGCUGCUCACUGCCGCCUCCUCCUCCAAGGGGGCGUCGAUCGCGGGCCAGAGCACGACGGGACCUUCGCCUGACGACAGUGGAUUCUCGAGGCGCAUAGCCACUGGGGGAUCACCGCGAAACAAUUACCCAGACAUUUUGACGACCUCGGACGGCGGGAAAUUGAUCUCUUGGGGUGGCGUCUCGACCAAUGAACAAGCGAACAGCAGCAGCGAAUACCUUUGGACCAUGCAGCCGGCCUUGAGCGGCACAUCAUGGGGACUGGAACGCGAGGAUACCACGUCUCGACGCACGACAGCCCAGCGUUCGGCCGGGUCGGGCGCUGUGGUGUGUGACAAUACAGCCUUUUUCGUUGGAGGAUGGGUCAAUGUCGAUACUGAUCCGAGUGUCGAUGUUCCUCGGGCUACGAAGAUUCCGAAAGUAACCACAUCAAUGUAUGACUUGGAGACCGGCACGUGGUCUACGUCAACGAAUGGGUUCAACAAGAAUGACACAUACUAUCACGGCAGCGCGACGUGCCUUGCCAACUAUGCAGAGAGCGGUAUCGUCAUCGUACUUGGGGGCGAGACGGGUCAAACGUCCCGAUACGAGGAAGGCGAAGGAUAUGUCGCCUUUGACCAGGCCCACAUAUACAGCAUACACAAAGAUGAGUGGCUCAAGCAGGACACAACGGGAUCUCCGCCCUCGAACCGGAGCCACUUCUGUACCGUCUCUGCCAACGGUACGAACGGAACGACAGAAAUAUUUGUCUACGGCGGAUUCAAUAGCCAACUGUCAGAGGCCUACGAUGAUCUGUACGUGCUGACUAUUCCUGGGUUUCACUGGACCAAGGUCGAUUAUCCAUCUUCUUCGCCCCGCGCAGACCACGCGUGCGUCCGGGCGGGUGGACGGCAAAUGGUUGUGAUCGGCGGUGCCAACCUCGGACUCGGCUCCCAGGAGGCUGUAUUUGAGGAUGUCGAUCCAUGGGCAAACGGACUUGGUGUCUUUGACCUGGUAAACCUGAGCUGGAGUCACAUCUACUCCAGCGAGAACAAUGAUUAUGACACGCCCACGUCCAUCGCGGACUGGUAUGCUGCAGGAUCUAUGACACAGAUUGAGUGGUCUAGCGACGAAGUCAAGGAAAUCUUUAGUGGUCACUACACGAAUGGCGGGAACGCCCCCCCAAGUAAGAAGUCCACAAUCACCAUAAUCGCGAGCGUUGUCGGGGGCGUCACUGGCACAGUAGCUGCCCUGACGAUCGUCAUCGUUUGUGUCUGCAUACGUCGGCGGAAUCAGGAAAUCAAGUCGGGGAUUACCGUACAUCGCUUCGCGGACACUGCUCCGUCCGAGACGGUAGACUGCCGAGAAGAUGCGUUGAUGAGCGAAGUGCAAGGCCAUUCGGCCCCGUCAUCGGCAUACACUCCAGCAUGGACGGCAACAAGUCAAGCAUCCAUGGAGCCAAGUCCGUUGACGCUGCAUCGCGCACAGCAUCCCAUUGCCGAACUCAAAGCAGAAGAACCGCGGUGGGAGCUGGAGGCGCCCAUUUACCCGGUCGAACUAGAAUGCAAUCCGCCAGGCCAUCGGAAGUUCUCUUUCUAA